Molecule: messenger RNA, 992 nt
Organism: Mycetomoellerius zeteki
Lineage: Eukaryota; Metazoa; Arthropoda; Insecta; Hymenoptera; Formicidae
Exons: 5
Coding region: 101-805 (234 amino acids)
Source: RefSeq, a predicted model, not a curated record
UUUUUAAUCCGUCAUUUCUUUUGAUGUUGACAAAAUAUCAUAAUAUUUAAGUUAUGUAUUUAUUUGAAAUUGCUUAAUCAGGACAUUCGCGAAGAUAAUCAUGUAUCUGAUAUAUCGCUUUUUUACUAGCAUAAUUUUUGCGGUGAUAAAUACGACUAUUGUGUUGUAUAUGUGUCAACGUUUUUUCCGAGUGAUGAGAGCGCAUUAUCAGAUUAUGGCCGAAGCUGAGAGAUUUAAUUCAAUUAUUUCUGAGUCACGUGCAAGCCUCAAUUACAUCAGCUCGAAGAUAUCUGAAGGAAUGGAUCAGAUGAAGGAAGAUAUUGCCAGAGAAUUGUUCAUUACCGAUCAUUUAACGAAACUUAAUUCGAGAGUAGGCCUGUUACUGCAACGUUAUUCCGAAUUGGAAGAAGGAUUGAUUGAGCUAGUAAGAAUGAAUCAUAAUAUGAAGAGCGUGCGGAUUGAAACCCCAAUUGACAUCAACGAAGAAGUCAAGUGUAUCCUUACAGCGGCAAAAAAAAAGCAAUCGCAGCAGCAGCAACAAUCAGAUCAUCCUCGAACACCGACGAAAUUGCGGACAUCAACAAACACUUCUACAGGAGCGAAGGAUUCUCAGCCGCACAAUUUCAUCACGAGUUCGAAGUUCCUUACGUCGCAAUCAUAUGACACCGACAUCUCAAACGCGACAUUUGAGAGACAAGAAAGACGUACGCCUGCAUAUCCGGAAGUUCAGCUAUUGAACGAUUCAAGACCAACAGUUGAUACAAAAGCCAUUGGUUUUCGACCAUCCUGGAAGUGCGAAACUUAAGAUAACUGUCAGAUAAACAUGUUUUUGUAUCUCUUUCGAUUUCUUCUUUUUCUAAUAAUUGUUAUUGUUCAUAAAAGUAUAGAAAAAAUUUAGACUGUGGAAUAAGAUAAAUGAAUACAACGCUUCUGUGUUUGCCAAGUAUUUCUGUUUAUCACAAAGAUAUUCAACUUUCUAAAAAAAUACUGCA